Molecule: messenger RNA, 1966 nt
Organism: Humulus lupulus (European hop)
Lineage: Eukaryota; Viridiplantae; Streptophyta; Magnoliopsida; Rosales; Cannabaceae
Product: transcription factor UNE12-like
Exons: 7
Coding region: 469-1461 (330 amino acids)
Biological process (GO): regulation of transcription by RNA polymerase II
Cellular component (GO): nucleus
Molecular function (GO): DNA-binding transcription factor activity, RNA polymerase II-specific; RNA polymerase II cis-regulatory region sequence-specific DNA binding; protein dimerization activity
Source: RefSeq, a predicted model, not a curated record
UAAAACAAACCUCCAUGACCCAAGAAGACAGAAGACACUACUCUUUCUCUCACACAAGUCAGUCACAGCUUUAAAAAGCUAAUACAGCUGAAAAAGCUCUUCCCCAUACUAUCAUACUCCUCUUUCUUUAACCAAACAAAACACAACUCUCUCUCUCUCGCUCUCUCUCGGAAUCCACAUCUCUAUUUUCGGGUUAUCGGGUUCCGGAUCUGCCACCCAUUUCACCAACAGCCCUUUCUUUCCAUCCUCGAACACCACACACACACACACACACACACAUAUAUAUAUAUAUAUUUAUAUUUAUGUAGACAAACUCAGUUCUCAAAUUCUCUUGGGAACCCAAAAGAAACCAAUGCUCAAUCUCUCUUCUUCUCACGUUUCCCCAACUUAAAGAUCCUAUUUUUAUUAUAUUUCACUGUACAAUAGUUCUUGUACAACAAGUGUUAAACUUCUUCCUGACCCGACGUUAUGGCGGGUAAUCCGCCUGAGAAUCUCGGCGACGAUUUCUUAGAACAGAUCUUGGCGGGGCAGCAGUCGUAUACUGGUGGCGGUGGCGACAUGGGUUCCAUGCCUAUGGUCUUACAGUUGGGUUCCGGCGCCGGAAACGUCUCCGGUGGGUCUGGCCCCGGAGGUGGGUUCAGAGGUGUUGGAAUGGGGAUGGGUAUGCCUCUGGGGUUGAAUUUAGAGCAAGGUUUCUUAAGGCAUGACAGGUUUAGAGAUGAGGUUGAAGUUAACAAUACGAAUAACAACACUAAUAAUCUUUCUUCUCCAGUGAACGCUACGUCCGCCAUUAAUGAGCGAGAUUCGGUGCACAUGGCGAGUUUGUUCCCAGCCUUUGGGCAUUUGCAAAACCAGUCAGUCCGCGCAGCGCCACCGCCUCCGCCACCCCAACUUCACCAGUCAUAUCAUGUUCAACCUACAGCUCCACAAGUUGCUCCUGCACCACAACCGCCUACAAUGCGCCCUAGGGUUCGAGCAAGACGAGGGCAGGCAACAGAUCCACAUAGUAUUGCUGAGCGGUUGCGCCGGGAAAGAAUUGCAGAACGAAUGAAGGCUCUGCAGGAAUUGGUUCCAAGUUGUAACAAGACAGAUAGGGCAGCUAUGCUUGACGAAAUUGUAGAUUACGUGAAGUUUCUAAGGCUACAAGUAAAGGUAUUGAGCAUGAGUAGACUCGGUGGGGCUGGCGCAGUGGCUCAGCUUGUAGCUGAUGUACCCUUAUCAUCAGUUGAGGGAGGAGGAAUUGAAGGUGGAGACAGUCAAGCAGCUUGGGAGAAGUGGUCGACUGACGGCACAGAACAACAAGUAGCAAAACUGAUGGAAGAAGAUGUAGGAGCUGCCAUGCAGUUCCUUCAGUCCAAGGCACUCUGCAUCAUGCCCAUAUCUCUGGCCUCUGCUAUUUUCCGAACACACCAACCGGACGGUCCAACUAUGGUUAAGCCUGAAUCAAACAGCCCCUCAUAAUGCCCCCAACAGAAAGAUGAACUUGCACAUGCUCAGUUCCAUUACCCUGUGGUUGGUCUAUUCUCACUCAUAACAUUGAGUAAUCUGUACUCUAGUUCCCAACUCAUACCGAAAGAGACUAUCAAGUCAAUGUAACUGUUCAUUCUCAUGUUAGUUUUUGUCAAACGAGGGACUAGAGUUUUCAUGGCUAGGAAGAAACAGAAACGGUAAGGCAUGUGAUAUCUUUUUUUGCCUUGGUCAAGUCUAUGGAAGGUUUUUUCUUUGUCAAAAGCUCAUUUGAUUGUCUUCCUCUUCUAAUAUGAGUGGUGGGGUUUUAGUGGCGAUGACCAAAAACAUUGGUGGUGGGAGCUCUUCUUUUAUUUUUAUUUUUUUUCUCUUUCUCUUUUCUGAACUUGGAUAAUGGGGUGCCGGGGCCAUAUUUAAAGGAAAUAGAUGGAACUAUGAUGUAUUUGAAGAAAACUUUAGUGCAAGUUGAAAAUAGAUAAUGGUUGGUUUUUUCCAUAAA